GAUGAUGUUGUUCCGCAUACUUAGUACUGUGUUGAGUGUCACUCUCUUCAUGAGAGGGUGUGCCGCACAACUGGCAGAUUGUGGCAUAGCCCCUCUUAAUACAAGGAUAGUAGGAGGACAGGAUGCUCCUGUUGGUGUGUGGCCAUGGCAAGUCAGUCUUCACAACACCAAUGGACAUUUCUGUGGUGGAUCACUCAUCAACAAUGAAUGGGUUCUGACAGCAGCUCACUGCUUUCAAAGUACUUCAACUAGCGGCCUGACUGUGUACCUGGGGCGACAAACACAGUCAGGAACAAAUACAAACGAGAUCUCCAGAACGGUCUCUCAAAUCAUUAAACAUCCAAACUACAGUUCCAGCUCUUAUGACAAUGAUGUCACUCUCCUGCAUCUGUCUUCACCUGUGACAUUUACUGACUACAUUAGACCAGUCUGCCUGGCAGCUGCUGACAGUACAUUCUUCAACCGCACUGCGAGCUGGGUCACUGGAUGGGGAAAUAUUCAAACCGGUGUUUCCCUGCCUUCACCGGCAACUCUACAGGAAGUGCAAGUGCCUAUUGUUGGAAACAGGCAAUGCAAGUGCCUUAAUGGAAUCCAAACAAUCACAGACAACAUGAUCUGUGCUGGACUAAUCGAAGGGGGGAAAGACUCCUGUCAGGGUGAUUCUGGUGGACCUUUGGUCAGCAAACAGGGCUCAGUCUGGAUCCAGUCUGGGGUUGUGAGCUUUGGUGAAGGAUGUGCUUUACCAAAGUUUCCAGGUGUCUAUGCCAGAGUCUCUCAGUACCAGACCUGGAUCACCCAACAGAUCAACCAGCCAAAUAACCAGCCAGGCUUCAUCAAAUUCAUCUCCAAUGGUACUGAUGGUGAUCUCAGUGUCAGCUGUAGUGGUUUGCCUGCCAUUACAUCAACUGCUGCACCUGCAACUACAACCGCUGCACCUGUAGUGUGUGGAAGGGCUAAACUGAAUCCCAGUGUGGGAGGAAACAACUCUCUGGCAUCUACAGGUGUAUGGCCAUGGAUGGCCAGUCUGCAACUUAACGGUAGUCACAUUUGUGGAGGAGCGAUGGUUGCUGAACAGUUUGUCAUGAGCUCUUCUAGCUGCUUUUCAAGAUCUGCCAAUGCCUCCGAUUGGACCGUGAUCCUUGGCCGUCUGUUCCAGAACGGCAUCAACCCAAAUGAGGUCUCUGUAAAAGUAGCGAACAUCACAAUCAGCAAUUCUACAGGUGACAACAUUGCAGUCUUGCAGUUGGCCAGUGCACCAAAACUCUCCGAUUUCAUUCAACCCAUAUGCGUGGACCUGGAAGAUAGUACCUUCAGUGCUAAUUCUCCAUGUUGGGUGGCAGGCUGGGGCUCAGGAGCAGGAGGAGCUAAUCAAACUCUUCAGGAAUUUCAAACCACUAUCGUGAAUUGUGGGAACUCAUUCUCAAACAACAGUAUUUGUACAAGUUCCCUGAACUUGCAGGAGGGUAAUCAAGGGGGUGCACUGAUGUGUAAGCAGGGUCUGUCAUGGAUCCAUGCUGCUGUUCUGACAAUACAGAUCAGCACUACAAACAGCAGCACAAAUACAAGCUCCAGUAACAGCACUGCAGUGAGCAGGUCUGUUCGUGCUCAAGACAUCCAGUCCUUCACUAAAACCUCCAGCUAUGCGUCAUUCCUGAGAUCUGUGGUGGGUUCUUUCCCUCAGAAAGUUACUUCAGCCUCCACCAGUGUCUCACAAAUGUCUUCCUUCUGUUUUACCACUGUCCUCUUGUUCUCGAUUCUAGAGCUCACAAUUUAUCAAGACUGAAAUCAGUUGGGUCUUUUGUGUUGUAGUCUUUUGAUUAACUAUGUGACUGUGAACGUUCAGACAAACAAUAUAUGUUUUUAAUUUAAUCUUUAUCAUUAUAAACAUGCCCUAAUCAUAAAACUUCAAAGCAUUUGCUUGGUCUAUUCGAUUUAUUUCCGAAUAUGAAAUAUUCUUCAAGCUUAGUGUAAUGUUUUGUGUUAAUCUUUGUUUUAUUUUUUGUUUAUUUUGAUUUACUACUUCUAGUCUGUCUUUGAUUUUAAAAGAUAAUUUAUAGCUUUUAUUUUGAAGAUCUUUUUUGUUCUUAUUUCUGUUCACUGAUUCUUUGCUGAUUGUGUGUGUGUGUGUGUGUGUGUGUGUGUGUGUGUGUGUGUGUGUGUGUGUGUGUGUGUGUAAAUUACUUUUUACAGUUAGUUAGUUUUUAACUGUAUUUGCACUGCAACAUGGGUAAUUUCUGUAAUAUCCCCACCAAACUCGCUUUUGAAGCAAGUACAGACCACUCUGUGGCCAUCUUUGGAAUGCUCUUGACCUUGCCAUAAUUUGGCCAGCUGUCCAUCCAUAGAUUUCCGUUUGGACGUUCAUUCAGUUCACCACAGAAACAGCCGUCAGCCAGAUCAGGCCCUCUCAUUUGUAGCCAGCUGUUGAAGUUUAUAUUAGGUAUCAUGCUUUAAUGAAUGGAUUAUUACUCAUGUGUUGUGUUUAAUAGGCUCCAUUUUUCAGUGAAGUUACUGUAACAUGUUUACAAAAAAUGUAUGACUUCUGAGUAUUUUAUAACAUUGCUGUAGUUUCAAGAUUCCCUAGGUGUGUGUGUGUGUUUUCUUAUUUACUUUUACCUCAGUCACAGAAAUGCACAAGUCACAUUCCAUUUAACAGUGGACAAUUUAAAAUUGCAUCUAAACCCCUCUAUAGGUACAAGGUGAAUAUAUGCGCAUCUCAAGUUGUUUAUAAUUUUACAGAUUUCAUAGCACAGUAAUGAACAUAUUCAUUUGUUUAGCAAGGUAACUAUUUAUUAUUGUAAUUGUUAAAUGGCUUGCUUCUGUAUGUUAUUUUCAUGUUUAAUAAAGUAUAUUUCAU
This is a messenger RNA of Xyrauchen texanus (razorback sucker), 2854 nucleotides long. RefSeq names its product polyserase-2-like. Gene Ontology annotation, biological process: proteolysis. The coding region runs from base 2 to 1783 and encodes 593 amino acids. Gene Ontology annotation, molecular function: serine-type endopeptidase activity. Lineage: Eukaryota; Metazoa; Chordata; Actinopteri; Cypriniformes; Catostomidae. The record is from RefSeq and is a predicted model, not a curated record. The transcript is spliced from 10 exons.